This is a messenger RNA of Crotalus tigris (Tiger rattlesnake), 1610 nucleotides long. RefSeq names its product zinc finger CCHC-type containing 17 (gene ZCCHC17). The transcript is spliced from 8 exons. Gene Ontology annotation, molecular function: zinc ion binding; RNA binding. Gene Ontology annotation, biological process: RNA stabilization. The coding region runs from base 236 to 1009 and encodes 257 amino acids. Lineage: Eukaryota; Metazoa; Chordata; Lepidosauria; Squamata; Viperidae. The record is from RefSeq and is a predicted model, not a curated record.
UGGGGAACGCUGAAUGGUCGAGGUUCUCGCUCGACCCUGGGUUUAUUCUGUCUCCCCAUUGGCUGAAAGCGAGAAGACGGCUGCUGUGCGCUGAGGCAGGCGGAUAACGGAGAAGGCUGUUAGAGGGGAGUCCUAAUCGGUAUCCUGAUGGUGCUGCCGAGGGAUAAUAUAGAAUAUAGAAAAGGAAACUUGACCAAAAGAUUUGAAUAAACUCCUUUUGUGGUAGUUGAAAGCAAUGGAUGAGCUUCCGGAACUCUAUGCUAUUUUCCAAGGAGAGAUUGCUUCUGUGACAGAAUAUGGAGCAUUUAUAAAAAUUCCAGGAACCCAAAAACAAGGCCUUAUUCACAAAAGCCAAAUGUCAAACUGUAGGGUGGACAAACCUUCAGAGAUGGUGGAGGUUGGAGAAAAAGUGUGGGUGAAACUUAUAAGAAAAGAGAAGAAAGAUGACAAAUUGAAACUAUCUCUUUCCAUGAAAGUUGUUAACCAAGGAACGGGGAAGGACAUAGACCCCAAUAACAUUGUCCUUGAUCAAGAGGCACGGAAAAAAUGCUCCUUUAGAGAUUAUACCAGUCAAAAGAUCACUCUAGAAGCUGUUUUGAACACUGUGUGUAAGAAGUGUGGUUGUCCAGGUCAUUUCGCAAAAGAUUGCUUCAUGCAGCCAGGAGGGACAAAAUACACCCUUAUACCAGAGGAUGAACCCAUCCCUGCAGAAGAUGAAAAGAAAGCUCACCACUCUAUGAAGAAAAGGAAAAAGAAUUCAUCAAGAAGUUGUUGUUUUUUUCUCCUGACAAGAAUAAAAAGAAAAAAAGGAAACGUAAGAACACAGAUUUGGAGGUUUCUGACACCACCAAUUCUGACAAUGGGAAUCAGCCAGCUCGGAAGAAAGCAAAAUGCAAGAAAAAAGCCAGUCUAUCUCGGAAAAGUAAAAAGAAGCAUCAUAAGAAAAAGCACAAGGAAUGAGAAUGAGUCUCGGACUCUGGGCUGCAUGUGUUUUCAUUGCAGAGUGUGACUUCCAUUCCCUCUGGUCAUCAUUUGGAAAAAAGAACAACUGGACCAGCAGGAUGCAUUAAGAUAACAUGGUUUUUCCUUCUUUGAAAAUUACUUUUGUUUCUCAAGGAUUAUCACAAGGAUGGCUAUUCCCCUCCCAUAAAGUGGAAAGGAAGGAGCAGCCAGCAUGCCACUGGGUGGUUCCUUGUCCCAGAUGUUGACUUCAUGUCUUGUGAAAUCUUGCUCUGUUCUUUCAUUUCCUCAUGCCUGGAUUUUAGCCAGCUUCUUUUGGAGCAACCUAGAGCCAUCUUACAGAAACUUGUAUGGAGCUGGCAGUCGGUACAUUUCCUCACUCAGGGGAGCAGCAAUGUGUUGACUCAGCAUCUGCCAGUUAUUGCCUGCCUACCAGCAGAAGGAUCUGAAUGGUGCACUCUCUCUCCCCUGAAAGAGACACAUUGGUUGAAGAACAGUUCAUGCCACUGCACUCCCGUUGUCCCAUUUGUCCUGUAAUACCGUAGGAGGAAGAAGUCAGGUACAGGAGCAGUUGUCUUAAAAACCGAGAAAUGAGCCAAGUGUUUACCUUUGAACAAUGAAUAAAGUUUUCGUUUGUGGGGUUCUCUUUA